Epinephelus moara (kelp grouper) is the source of this 3175-nucleotide messenger RNA. RefSeq names its product RAB35, member RAS oncogene family b (gene rab35b). Gene Ontology annotation, cellular component: endosome membrane; plasma membrane. Gene Ontology annotation, molecular function: GTPase activity; GTP binding. The record is from RefSeq and is a predicted model, not a curated record. The transcript has 6 exons. Gene Ontology annotation, biological process: endocytic recycling. The coding region runs from base 273 to 878 and encodes 201 amino acids. NCBI's taxonomy places the organism in Eukaryota, Metazoa, Chordata, Actinopteri, Perciformes, Serranidae.
GACGCCGGGUCAGAGUUGGGUGCAGCUCCACCAGAGAAGGAAGCGGAGUUUCCGGCUGUUUGCAGCGGAGGGAGAGGAUUGCUGACGCCGCGAAACCCCGAGAAAAACGCCGCCGGCUCGGGGGGGCUAACAGUUUGUAGUGUCGGUAGUGGUCGCUUUUCUUUCAUAUCGGGGGAUCUGGGGGCUGUAGGUAUUUUUACGAGCCUUGGGGGUCGGACAGCAAACCUAGCAAAGAAGCGGCACAAGGCGGGGGUGAGCCACCAGCUACCGGCAUGGCCAGGGACUACGAUUACCUCUUCAAGCUGCUCAUCAUCGGUGACAGCGGAGUGGGGAAGAGCAGUCUCCUCCUGCGAUUUGCAGACAACACGUUUUCAGGUAGCUAUAUCACCACGAUCGGCGUGGACUUUAAGAUCCGGACAGUGGAGAUCAACGGGGAGAAGGUGAAGCUACAGAUCUGGGAUACAGCAGGGCAGGAGCGCUUCCGCACCAUCACCUCCACAUACUACAGGGGAACGCACGGGGUCAUAGUGGUAUAUGACGUCACGAGUGCAGAGUCCUUCGUCAACGUCAAACGAUGGCUACAUGAAAUCAACCAGAACUGUGAUGACGUGUGCCGAAUAUUAGUGGGAAACAAAAACGACGACCCCAACUCCAAGGUGGUUGAGACGACUGACGCGCAGAAGUUUGCAGAGCAGAUGGGAAUCAACCUGUUUGAGACGAGUGCAAAAGAGAACAUCAAUGUUGAAGAGAUGUUCAACUGCAUCACAGAGCUAGUGCUAAGAGCCAAGAAGGAGGUGCUAGCCAAGCAGCAGCAGCAGCAACAGAACGACGUGGUCAAACUCACCCGGAACAGUAAACGAAAGAAAAAGUGCUGCUAGCAAACUCGAAAGCCAUCUACUAAAGGCCAGCGGCGUCUUUCCUUCACACAUGCAUAUACACAAGAUGGGACUCAGAGCAUCUAAAUUAAAGAGCAGAUAAAGAUUUAAUAAAUAUAUGGUGAAAGAUUAAAAAAAAAAAAUGGAAAAAAUGUCCCCUUUGGACAAACUAAUCAUGAAGACUUCAAAAAAAGUGUACAGAUUUUAUUAGACGUCAGAUCAAGUUUUAUUUGGAAUUCAGCAGAUGGGCACUAUUGACCUGAGGUCCUCCUUUCUCAAAGGAUCUGCGAGCCGACAACUGACCGCCAAAAUGCUCCAAUUGAUAUCCACAUAACCCCCACGUUCAGUAUCUCAUCUCUCCUUCUCAUUCCACUGCACACGGGACAUUCAGAGUCGAGUGGGACUCUGCGCCUGAGGAGAAGGAGGGUUCGCUUUUUUCUGGAUUUCUUUGUUUCUCUCUAGUUUUAUUUUUGGGGGUGGGGGGGUGUUUGGUCGGUUGGGAGGUGGGGUUCUUUGAAUUUUUUUUUUUGGAACGGGCGUCUGAGUUAGAGGAGAGGUCUCACCACCUCUCUGCAGUUUCAACAUUUCAGACACCUGUGUUACCACAGCUCACGCCAAGACAUCAUGAACUGCUAGAUUUUGUUUUAUUUGACUUGUUGGGGGAAAAAAAUCACACGGAUGAUGAUGAUGAUGAUGAUGAUGAUGAUGAUGAUUGGUAGACGACCUAUAGCAACUAAUCCGAUGGACAGAACUGGUGACUUCUCAUGUUUUUGUUUUUCUUUGUCUAUAUUUUGCCAAGCUUCCCACCCUCUCCCCUCUAACCUCCAAUAGUGCUGAGCCAAUGAUAAUUGAUUUUAUUUUUUGUCUUUUUUUUUUCUUCUUUUUUUUAAGUGCAGCAGAGCAGUUGAACCGCUCCUGGAGCUCUAGGAUGUCGGGCUCUGAAAGCACCGUUCACUGCAGUCUUACUAUGCUUUCAGAGUUUGCUUUUAAACCUUUUCCUCCAUUUUUUUUUUUUAAACAGUGAUACUGCCAAUAUUCUAUUAAAAAAAUAUUAGGAGCUCAGUGGCACCUCUCAUUUGGACUGUUGCCAUAGUGGCCCCUGGUUGGCCAUGAGGCAGGGUGAAUCAGGGACCCUGUUGAGUCCUCAGGAAGCGCUCAGGGCUGCCCUCCCUCUCCUUAUUUCCCUCUUUAUUUCUGCAGCCACUGGCCUUCUUCCCCGCGACUCCCACAUAUCAGCACCUCUCACAACAACGGACUCCUGCAUUCGGGCCGCCAAGGUGCACGAAGCGGCUCUCGCUCUGGAAACUGGCUUCUCGCAGUCGUUGCAGUGACCUUCAAUCCAUAGCAGACUGUGGUUUUUGCCCUUGUUUUUCAGCAUGUAACACUUUGUUUGAAGGGGUGUGUAAAAGGUAUCGCCUGACAUGCAUUUAGACUGUCAAGGAUUUACUGUAUUUUCUCAGCUUGCAGAAUAUUCUUAACAGUUGACUAAUGUUAAAGUCUGAUGUCGUGUUUUUCUUUGCUUUUCUCUGUCACAACUCCCCCCUCGCAACCUGUUCAAUUGAAGUGUUACCCGACAGUGUUUUUGGCAUCCACAAUGAGAGUGUGGCAGACAGUGGGACUGUAAAUGUAAGAACAAAUGGGGAUGAACUGCAGCACUGGAUCCCAGUGCGUUUGGGCCUAAGCUCCUCUCCCUCUCUGCGUGCAUCGCCAGGGUUUGUCAGAGGCCAAAGCAUCGUGCGGUGUCUAUCGCUGGCAUCUUUGUAUCUUUAUUUUGAAUUGGGAGAGUAAUACACGGAGAGAGCUGUAGGCAUUGGCUGAGCUUCUGUGGGAAACAUUUAGUUCUCCUCUGGGCAGACUCAGGCAGCCGGUUUGGGAUCCUGAUACGCGUUGAGAGGUCACGGUGACCUCCAGGGCCUAGGAAUGGUAUCACAUCUCACACCUUAUGAUUUCUUUUCAUUAUGUGUAUGUAUAUAUAAAUAUAUAUGUGUGUUUAUAUUCAGUAUAGAACAUACACACAUAAUUAGCACACCAAACGGUGCAUGUGUCAAACGUGCCGCUGUGUGCUUUGGUUGAAACACACUCGUCAGCUGUGGUUUGCUGUACACUGGAGAAAAAGAGAUGUACUAUUCAUUUUUCCCUACAUGAAUUUAAUCAGUAAUAAACGUUUUAAAGGAAUAAAUAUUUGACACAUAAUGACCGAUCUCAUGUGUCAGUGAUUUGAGGCUUGGUCUUAACUUCAUUUUAAACCUGUGUCUUUUUAUUUUUUUGCUUUAUGUGAAUAAAAUGUAUGGGAGGAAGUG